Molecule: messenger RNA, 356 nt
Organism: Arachis stenosperma
Lineage: Eukaryota; Viridiplantae; Streptophyta; Magnoliopsida; Fabales; Fabaceae
Product: coatomer subunit beta'-2-like
Exons: 2
Coding region: 10-234 (74 amino acids)
Source: RefSeq, a predicted model, not a curated record
UUUAGAAGCAUGCAGAUUGAAGAAGGCAAGGAGCCUCUAGAGAAUGAAGACUCUAACCAUGAGAAUGGAGAAGAGCAGUAUACAGAGGCACAAGAGGAGCAUAAUGGAGAGGAAAGAAGCCAGGAAGAGGCAGUUGUAGUGGAUGCCAAUUCCACAGAUGGUGCAGUACUCGUUAAUGGUAAUGAGGCUGAAGAGGAGUGGGGUACGAAUAAUGAAGGAGGCCCGUCAGCCUAAAAGCAAUUGGUUGGGGUGGUGUGAAAAUUGAAAUUUUGUCUUUGGUGAUUAAUUGUUUCUAAAGCGCCAUUUCUAUCUCCCUCACCUAAUUGUUUUUACUAUAACUACUACUACCACUUGUG